AACUUGGCUUGAUGAAGCAAUCUGUUAAAGACAAAAAUGUGUUUCAAGCCAUAUUGUUGGGCAGCAGAUAAGAACAUUAUUCAAAGGCAGGGAUUUUCGAAACACACUGACCAAUGUCGAUAAAAACUCCUGGGUUUCAUUUAAAGAAAUAAUUGAUAAGUUUCUUGGGCACUCUAAAGACGAAAUCUACGAAAGUAUUGUUCAAAAUAUGUUACAACACUUCCAUCGUCUAGUUGUAAUAUUAGUUUAAAAGUGUAUUUCCUGUUUUCACGCCUGGAUGUUAAAACGAGAUAUGCCCUUAGAAACACACAGCCGAAUUUUCGGGCAACGCAGCUUUCUGGCAAAAAGACGAAGAUUUCACUCAAAAUAAUAAUAAAAAAAAUAAAUAAGUUUUUUAAAAUCAGCCUACCAAAAUUAUACAAAAUCAGUUUUCAUAAUAAAAACAUCUAUCAAAAAGUCUAAUUUUGCAGCGUUCUACAAAAUUUAGCAAUCGGCUCGCUUGUCGCGAGUUCAAUAGGAGUACCGUCAAACGCGCGGCGUGUAUGGACCACUUUAGACGCGCACAGGUGGAUGAAUAGAGUGACCGUGGUGGGGCGAAUAUUUCGAAAUAAUAUAAAUAUUCCCGAAGGCACUUCCUGCGACUCAAAAGUCACUAUCACCUUUGCGAAAGAAACAAAAGAAUUGUGCGGACGCGGUGAAUAAUUUAUAACUAGCAACAUGAGCGUCGGUUUGACAAUUUCAGGGUUGCUGUUCGUUUUUUGCGUUGGAAACGGGCAUCCGUCCGGUUACGGGUAUUAUCCGAAACGGGCGGUGAUGUUUGGAGGAUAUUAUUCCAACCCUAUGCCGGCUUACGAGUACGUGCCCCAAGGACAAAUGACUGCAAUGGUGGCAGGCGAUACUGUGGCGACGAACUCGUUCUCUGGACAGCCCUGGUCUACUCCGGGCAAACCACUGCACGUUGCAGCAGAAGAAGAGGCUGCAGGCUCCCCGUUCAACCAACCGAUCGAGCAGAUCACGGAGAAAGCCCCCAAACCUUCGCUGGUAGACGAAUCCCUGAACGAAGCUGACGUAGAAUACGAACCAGACGAGCAAGAAAGUAGUUCAUCUGAAGAACCGGUGACAGACGCCGCCCUAAUAGUUACUACCAAAUCCACCAAGACUCUACCAUCGAAAAAGCCGACCCAGCAAAGGAGACCGAAAAAGCCUGUCAAGCAAGAGGAAGACGAAGGUGAUGAUGAUGAUGGUCUAAGCUCGGGUUGGCCUUUUGGUUCCAGACGCGGGGGUAUUCCGGCAUAUAACGCUUUCUUCCCAAUCUUCAUUGGAGGCGGUUCCUCCCGUUCUAGAACCAGAUCCGGCGAUCUCGAGGACGGCGGUUACUACCCUGGUUCGGCGACGGCAAUCGCCAAUAGUUUUUCCACCGGGAAAGGCGGUGUUGCGACAUCUCACGCAACCUCCUUCGGCGACCCUUACGCUGCCGCCGUGAUGAGGAAUUCUGGGUUGUUUAAUUUUAGAACGAAAGGCAAGAAUUCACCGGCGCAACAGCAGGACUAGGCUUACGGGAAGGGUGGAGUAGCAGAGUAAAGCGGCGUUGCCAACUUGUCGCGUUUUUCUUAGGUUAUAGUUUAUAUCGUAAUCUUAUGUUUCGACGCACCAGCUCAAUAAAAUUGCAAAUUGUAAAUUGCCAAGUAUUAUAGAAUGUACAAAUAAGUGUAACCGUAUUUAAAAAAUAGA
Molecule: messenger RNA, 1731 nt
Organism: Cylas formicarius (sweet potato weevil)
Lineage: Eukaryota; Metazoa; Arthropoda; Insecta; Coleoptera; Brentidae
Exons: 5
Coding region: 718-1551 (277 amino acids)
Source: RefSeq, a predicted model, not a curated record